UCCGCCCUGAUGUCACAGUGACAGCGCUAACAAGAUGGCGGAGGGCACUGGAGAAAAAUGAGGAGGACGAGACAAUAAUAAUAAUAAUAAUAAUAAUAACGACGGUUAACGACGCACAGGUACUGCAUCAUCCAGGCGCUGGGUACAACUGAGCAAAUGCGCCCUGGCUUGUACGAGAUAAAUCAGCGGAAAAUUGUAAACCUAACCAAGGAAAAAGCCAGCGUUCUCUGCGUAAAAACAUAUUAAGCAACCUCAAGCUAUCAGCGCAUACUUUUUUAUUUUAAAUUUGCAGGACUGUGAUGAGUAUGCUCUGAUUUAAACCGGUGUACAAGUGUUUUUAUUUUUAUUUUUGCAGAGGUGAAUGUUUUGAUCAGAGUCUAAAAAAGGAAAGGAACACACAGUACAACUGCAAGUGUAAACCAGAUCUGGGUUGCUUGAAGACUGGGCAAAAUCUUGACUGAUUCAUAUCAUUUAGGGCAUCUUGAUUUCCGAGGAUCUGUUCUGGAAGUCGAUGGGAAUAGGAUAUACCGAAAAUAAUUUUAAAGGAACGAGAUUGGGAAUUUGUAUAGUCUGUUUUAUUUAGUGUUUCUGAUUUAAGUUGCCCGGCGCCAUGGCUCACUCCCCCGUACAGUCAGGCCUGCCUGGGAUGCAGAAUUUAAAAGCGGAUCCAGAGGAACUGUUCACCAAACUUGAGAAGAUCGGCAAGGGCUCCUUUGGGGAAGUUUUUAAAGGCAUUGACAAUCGGACUCAGAAAGUAGUGGCUAUAAAAACAAUUGACCUGGAAGAAGCCGAAGAUGAAAUAGAAGACGUUCAGCAGGAAAUAACAGUACUGAGCCAGUGCGAUAGCCCCUAUGUAACCAAGUACUAUGGAUCUUAUUUAAAGGACACAAAAUUAUGGAUAAUAAUGGAGUAUUUAGGUGGAGGAUCGGCUCUGGAUCUGUUAGAGCCAGGUGCUUUGGAUGAAACUCAAAUCGCCACAAUACUCCGAGAAAUAUUAAAAGGACUUGAAUACCUACAUUCAGAAAAGAAAAUCCACAGAGAUAUUAAAGCUGCCAAUGUGUUAUUGUCGGAGCAGGGGGAUGUUAAAUUAGCAGAUUUUGGUGUUGCGGGACAACUAACGGACACACAGAUAAAGAGGAAUACAUUUGUAGGCACGCCCUUCUGGAUGGCUCCUGAAGUAAUAAAGCAGUCUGCUUACGAUUCCAAGGCUGACAUGUGGUCAUUAGGAAUAACAGCGAUUGAACUGGCAAAAGGGGAACCCCCUCAUUCAGAACUGCACCCAAUGAAGGUUUUAUUCCUCAUCCCAAAGAACAACCCACCAACACUGGAAGGAAACUACAGCAAACUUCUUAAAGAAUUCAUAGAGGCCUGCUUGAACAAGGAGCCCAGUUUUAGACCAACAGCAAAAGAGCUCUUGAAGCACAAAUUUAUUCUACGCUACGCCAAGAAAACUUCCUACUUAACAGAGCUGAUAGACCGGUACAAGAGGUGGAAAGCCGAACAGUCCCACGAUGAUUCGAGCUCAGACGAGUCGGAUUCAGAACAAGAUGGCCAGGCAUCUGGCGGAAACGACCCUGGUGACUGGAUCUUUAACACCAUUAGGGAGAAAAAGGAUCCCAAGAAACUGCAGAAUGGAGCAGCCCACCUGGAGGAGUUUGAAAGGAACAAGGUGCUGUUGCAGACUAGAUGCGUCUUUGGAAGUCCAUUUCCUUUACUUACCGCCUAUUUAUUUAUUUAUUUAUUUAUUGAGCUGAAAGAGAAAAAUGAAGCCAGUAGCGGUAAACCAGGAGCAGUAGAAGAGUUGCGGGAGGCUAUUUUCCUAGCAGAGGAAACAUGUCCAGGAAUCUCUGACUCUAUGAUAUCUGAACUAGUACAGAGACUUCAAAGAUUCUCAUUUAGUGGAGCAUCGUCUUCCUCCCAGUGAUGGCUCCCCGACUUGGACAUGAAGAGGUGCUCAUAUAUACUAAAGUAGCACACAUGCCACAGUGAAGAGAGGCGCGCUGUCCUUCAGGGGGACAUUCUCCAGUGAGCAACAGCCAAGAUGAAGUCUCUCAGAAGGGCCGUCAUUUUUCAGCUGCUUAAAGCAAAAGAUUCUUCUGUUUUUAUUUUUAAUUAUUGUCGUAGUGCACAUAUUCAACAAAAGAGCAGGUGGGGAGGAAGGUGGGUGAAAGAUGUGUAUGGGAGGAGAGAUGGGUUUGCCUUCCUCCUUUUGAUAUUUUCAAGUAAUCACUUCCAGUCAGUCUUUGCGAGAAAGCAGAUCAUUGCAACUGGAUUGUAGGCCAAUUAUUUAUGACUUGACAAAGCAAGCCUACCAAGAUUUAACUGUAAUAUAUUCUUCUGAUAAUGAAGAAGUGUUCACCAUCGGCCCCAGGUGCAAGAUCAGUUGGUGAGCAAGGUAACCCAUUUCUGAGUUGUGAUAAUCCACAGAAAACCUAGCAAUCUGGUUCCUGCUGCUUGAAACCAUUUGCCUGCUGGAAGUGUCGGGAAUUUCUACAAGGUGUGUCUUAUGUGUUAAAAUUCUCAGUUGUAUAUUUGGGACUGUGCAAAGCAGAUUGAUAAUUUUUUUGUGAAACCUCAGGUAUCCUGCUUUAAGUCGAUGACUCCUCUGGAAGACUGAAUAUGUUCUGCUGGGUGUACAAAUAUGUAUAUAGGGUCAUUUUUACUGAUAUUAUGAAACAGUGGAGCGUGCAUAAAAUAAUCACUGUGUACAAAAUGGCCAAGUGCUUCUGUAGAUACUGUUAGUAGAGGUAAAUAUUUAAAAAAACACAAAAAACAAAUGGCCAUAACUGAGCAUUGCCUCGCCUCUAUUACAUGUACAUUUUGGAUAUAAGAGGAGAUUUAGAUUUUAUUAUUAAUAUUAUUUCUGUGGUCUCCCAUUUGAAGAAAAGUUGAUACACCACUUAACUAAACAAAAUUUUAAUUCUUAAGUACUGUAUGUACCUCAAGUAGUUUAACAAUGUUAUUUUUCAUUCAUAGUCGUGUUUCUUUAUAAAUGACUUCUUUCUGGAGUUUGGUAAUAAAUAUGGUGCUCUCCAACUCAUUAUGGUAUACACACAUGGUGCCCUAUUCACAAAACUUGAGUUUGAGUUGAGUCUUUUUAUGAGUAAGGUUUGAUAUUUCUAAAACUAGACUAGGCUAGUGCUUUUAAAAUGGCCAACUGUAGUCUAGAACAGUUUCUUGAAUAACAAAUAGACUUAAAAAAAAAGCAAAAAGAAAAGCUGUUUUACCAACUGAUGGGUGAAAGCUUUGUGAAUAGGGCCCAGUUUCUGUGGAUUGCUAAACUAGCUUUCUUUGAAUAAAACGGAGAGUAAGUACCUUAUUCAAAAAAAUUAAGUCAGCCAAAACCAGUACAAUCUGAAGUGGAGGUAGCCAUUUUUAUGCCAUGUUCUGUAAUUAUUCUGAUACAUGACAGUUUUAGAUUCUUAGUACAAUGAAAAUGUAUUUAAUUUGACAAUUAAACUUUCAAAUAUAGACUUUUUCCCCCGCAAAUGUUGCUGUUGACAAUGGUGGUUUGAGUGGGUAAACAAAAGCUUAAAGCUCAGUUUGUGGGUGGUGGGGGGCUUUUCGCAAAUAUGAGAAAGAUGAUCCUUGUUGCAGAUGCACACAUGCUCGCAGCUGCAGCACUGGAUGCAUUUCUGGUUUCUUGGGUUAUUUUUUUGUUUGUUUUUUGGCACCAACAACAACAAAAAAAAAUUUAAUCACAAGGAAUGUACAUAUUGUAGGACUAACAAUUGUGACUUUAAAUUGCUCUCCAAAAUACUCCAGGGUGCAGUAUAUUGGCGUGUAUUGUUACAGUGCAUUUUUCUCAUUGCUAAUACGAUGCAAAAGAUGAUCAUGUUUCAGUUUCUACACCAUAUGUUUAAAUUCACGAUUCUUCAAGUCGGUACCAACCUUGCUACUUACAACAUGUUAAUGUGUACUGUAGUACCACUUGCUAAAAAGAUGAAAUAUUUCUUACGGUGUCUGAUGACUGACGCAGUCAUUUGUACAAGCCAUUGGUCUGUUAAGUUGGGAGGCUGAUGGUGUUGCCCUGCCAAGGUUAUUUAAGUCCAAUUUUUGGAGUUCUUGGCAUGGCAAUUUUGAAUGCAUGGAAUAAAGCUUGUUGUGUGCUUUGUAGCAUACUGCAUAACUAGAGCAGCUGAAAGGCUAGCCUUUCACCACCAUGGAGCAUCAGCAACUCACAGCUUUAAGGAUUUUGUCUAAAUAGUUUUUUUUUUUUUUUUUUUUUUUUUUUUUUUUUUUUUUACCAAUUUAAAGGAAAAAUGAGUAUACAGGAGCAUUUUGUGAUACAGAAUUUGGCAAUUACUAAUUCUGUCCUCACUUUUCUUUUCAUUUAAGGGCCUUUUUUGUCAAAUCAGAAAAAUCUAUUUUAUUUGCAUAUUUUAAUUUUUAAUUGGAAGUCUGAGAAAAGAGUAGAACCUUGUUUGCUACCACCUGGUGUUCCUAAUGGAAGUCAGUUACAAUGGUUUGCUUGUCUAAAGGGAUAGGUAGUGAAGGUGCUCAUUUUGCUUUGCAUUUAGUUGCCCAGGUUAGGGUUCAGUUUUAAUAGACUUGUGAGCUUUCAAAAUGGUUUUCUUAGUUCUGUACAGAGUAUUUGCCAAGUGCAGAAGGCUUGCCAGGCACUGUUUGCCUAACAAGAAUGCAAAAGACAGAGUUGUGAAACGCAAGGGUUUAUUUCGUUAUUGACAAUAUUUUAACACAUUUCGACCCUGUUUUUGCUUUGGAAGCCAUGUGCUAGUAUUGGGUGGUGCAGUUUGGUCAGGUAAUCAUUUUUAUAUUUUUGGGGGGCACCUUAGGCACUAAAUAGUGCAACCUGUCUUUUUCUUUGUAUCUCAGUUUUUCAGAAGUCUUGCAGAAAGAAAUAUUGAUCAUAUUGUCUUCAGGUUUUUAUUUUCAACAGAACGCAGCGCAUUACUGGAAGAUAGGAGACACUGUGCUCUUUUGGUUUUAUAUUUUAAUACCUUUUCUAAGGCAAGUUAUGUUUUUGCACCCUUGUUUUGGAAAGGUUUGUUUCCCCUCUUACCUUCAGUGUCCAGCUCAGUGAAGGGGUGUGUUUGUGUUAACAGGUACAACAUGUGAUUUGGAUGAUCAAGCAUCUUCCUAGUUCCCACCUUCAGUAUCUCCCAGAUAAAGUGCCAUGCUUUCUUUUACCCCUCUUUUUUUUUGUAAUGUAUUUUGCACCUUGUGGAGUCUGUUUAGUUGAGUUUUAAUCUCUGUGUUGCACUUUGUAAGAGUUUCUUUGAUAGUUUAAAAACGUGGUACUUGAGGCCAUCAUUGUGUGUUGUUAUUUCUUAUUGUUACUGCACUGUACCUUUGCAAAAAUGGCAAUAAAGUAGUGCGAUCAUCAGGAUACAGUCUUCAGCACAGGUAUAUUGUAGGGAUGAAUCAAUAAAGAUUUAAAGAAAUCCAAUAUUUUUCUAACACUGUGUAAAGAGCAACUAAUGCAGUAAAAUAUGGGCCUUUAUGGUGUUUAUUAUUAAUGAUGGGAUACUUAAUGCUAAUUAAGUGUAAAUUUUGUUUUCUGUAACAUUGCUAACAGUUUAUAGUCCUGUAUAUUAUCCUUGCUUAUGUCAUUAAACACCAAGGUAUUGAACACCUUGUAAGCUUUAAAGUGAUUACGAAAAAUAAAAUCUAAU
Molecule: messenger RNA, 5636 nt
Organism: Polyodon spathula (Mississippi paddlefish)
Lineage: Eukaryota; Metazoa; Chordata; Actinopteri; Acipenseriformes; Polyodontidae
Product: serine/threonine-protein kinase 24-like
Exons: 10
Coding region: 611-1924 (437 amino acids)
Biological process (GO): protein phosphorylation
Molecular function (GO): ATP binding; protein kinase activity
Source: RefSeq, a predicted model, not a curated record